This is a messenger RNA of Andrographis paniculata, 1133 nucleotides long. RefSeq lists its product as uncharacterized. The record is from RefSeq and is a predicted model, not a curated record. Lineage: Eukaryota; Viridiplantae; Streptophyta; Magnoliopsida; Lamiales; Acanthaceae. The transcript has 4 exons. Bases 68 to 403 code for a protein of 111 amino acids.
AGUUUGUUGUAAUUUUCUAUUUUCCAUAGAUGUCUUCUCUCCUUGGUUACAAAACCCACCGUUUCCCAUGGAUUCCCCACCAAAUCACGAAGGAAAAGAUGGUGAAGGGCGGACCGGCGAUCUGGAGCCCAGUGCUGCGGGUAAAUUUCACAACAGUCCUACUGCUCUGGACAUUCGGCACGUAAAGGACGCACAAAGUUCGACGGGUAGUUCCUACCCUACACCAUCCAAAAAGCGCCAACGUAAAGUUGGGCACCUAGUCGGUAAGGAUUUCACAAAGGCUGCUUGGGGGCAAAUCGCCCACGAGUUUGCCCAAGAAACAUGCCAACCUUAUCAACUAUAUCAACUCCAGGGUAAGUACAUCCGUCUACGAGAAGUCUACCGCCUCGUAACUGAGCUAUGAAAUAAGCAAACUGGGUUAGGUUGGGAUGCUGAACAGGGGGUUGUUACUGGUGAUCCGAUGCUUUUGGAGGAAUGGAAAAAGCAACAUCCGAAGCAUGCCAAUUUGUUAACGCAUGGCUUCUCUUUCUACAAUCAAUGUGAUGAACUGUGGUGAAGGUACAUUGCUACUGGAAAUAGUUAUAGCUCAUUGGGUGCGUUCGCAAGAAGGCAAGCUCAUCAGACCACAUAUGUUCGUAUGGCCACCAAAAAUUUGGACAACACAUCGGAAGGUGGUGAUGAAGAGGGGAUGAGUAUUGAUGGGGCGACAAUUGAAACAUCUCCACCAGGGAGUCCCCCGAGGGUGAAUUUUCUCAUCCACAUCCCCUACGUCGAGGAGGAUGAGGUACAAAUGAAGAGAUAACGUCUGUGGUUCGAGAGACUCUGCGGGAGGGUUUUGAGAUGUUCUGCAGUGGAUGUAGUAAACGUGAGGAAGCUCAGGAUGACACUCUCCACCGCUGCAUUGCCGUAUUGAACUCUAUUUCGGGUCUCUCUGUGCGGAAUAUCUAUACUGCACAUAGAAGCCUAGUCCCACCCGACAUGAAUGAUUCUUGUCCUUUAGUCGUGAGAUGCAAGAAGAGUGGGUCCGAUAACUAGACGUACCGUAGCCUUGGACUUAUUGCGAAUGCCCUACCCGUUUCUUAUUAUUGCUACGAUGCUAGUUCAAUAGUUUAUGUCUUUUAUUUCUAGCUAGU